UCCCUAAUGGAGAUCAAACCCUUGCUUUCAUGUUGCUUGUUAGAAACUUUUCUUCUCCUCUCUUCUUUGCCUUCCCUCUACUUUUCACACUCGACUCAUGAGCUUUCCAAUCGAUUUCUUGCUAGUCGUCUAUUACAAACCACUCCUCACAACACAAAUCAACAAUAUUUGAUACCCCACAACACUAAAAGAGCAAAGCUUGGUCUCCCGCCUCUAACAUGGAGCAAGAAACUAGCCGAUUAUGCGUCUUGGUGGGCUCACCAACGCCAAGGAGAUUGUGCUUUGAUUCAUUCCAAUAGCAACUAUGGUGAAAACCUAUUUUGGGGAAGUGGCAAGGAUUGGAAACCCGGUGAUGCUGUUGAAGCAUGGGCUGCUGAAAGAAGUUACUACAACCAUAACACAAAUUCUUGUACUCAGAAUAAAGAUUGCCUGCACUAUACCCAGAUGAUAUGGAGGCAAAGCUUGAAGGUCGGUUGCGCAAAAGUGACAUGUAAGAGUAAGGACACAUUUAUCACUUGUAACUAUGAUCCCCAUGGUAAUGUGAUAGGUCAAAAGCCUUUUUAAUUUGUUGUACAUAAUGAGAGGGGAUUCAUUAUCUGUUGGGAGACUUCAUACUUGUUUCAUUUAUUAAUAAUCAUACAUUGUGAUA
Quercus lobata is the source of this 649-nucleotide messenger RNA. RefSeq names its product pathogenesis-related protein PRB1-3-like. Bases 7 to 564 code for a protein of 185 amino acids. Gene Ontology annotation, cellular component: extracellular region. The transcript has a single exon. The record is from RefSeq and is a predicted model, not a curated record. NCBI's taxonomy places the organism in Eukaryota, Viridiplantae, Streptophyta, Magnoliopsida, Fagales, Fagaceae.